AUGAAGUCGUCGUCAUUGUCGUCUUCAUCAUCAUCAUCAUCCAGAUCAUCACCAGCGUCAGGAAGGUUGGGAGACUCACCGUCUUUUUCAUCAUCGUCGUCUUCCUCAUCACUAGCACUGGCUGUAGAGGCGAUAGCAAGGUCAUUGUCGCGAGCUUCAGCUUCAGCUCAGGCGGCAACAUCCUCAGCUACAAGAGCUUCACAGGAAGUUGGAUUUUCAUUAACAACCUCAGUUUCAGCUCUAGGAGCUUCAGCUUCAGCGUCAUCAGUUGCUGGUACAACAGGCUCAGGGGCGUUAACAUGUGAGGGACUAGCUUCAGAUCUUGUCUCCCUCUCUUUGGAAAUAGCCAAAGAAGUGGUCAAUGGUCUGGAUUUGUAG
Molecule: messenger RNA, 378 nt
Organism: Cynara cardunculus var. scolymus (artichoke)
Lineage: Eukaryota; Viridiplantae; Streptophyta; Magnoliopsida; Asterales; Asteraceae
Exons: 1
Coding region: 1-378 (125 amino acids)
Source: RefSeq, a predicted model, not a curated record